AGGGAAAGGCAAUCGUGCCCGGAUCCAGGAUUUAUUUCUGAUGGGGAAAGGGCGCAUGGUGAUGGAUCCUCAGCAUCUUAUCCUGAAACUUUUCAAGAAGGAUCAACAGUCGUCUACUCUUGUACUCGACGUGGUACAUUUCUUGAAGGCCGCCCUAUGCUGACUUGCUUGCCAGAUGGUUCAUGGUCAUUCCCACUCCCUCGUUGUGUGAGACCUUCAGAAACCUGUCGUUGCCAAAAUGGUGGCAGCUGUGACGAGCGUGGAAACUGCAUAUGCCCUCCACGAAGGACAGGAAUUUACUGCGAAACCAUAGUGCGAGAAAGACAGUCAUGUCCGGAUCCUGGAUUUGUUUCUGAAGGGGACAGAAUGAACAGUGAUGGAACUCCAGCAGCUUAUGCCAGAAGUUUCCGGGAAGGGGAGUCGGUUGUCUACUCUUGCAAUCGGCCAGGAUAUGCUCUCCAAGGUUCCAGUCUUUUGACUUGUCUGUCAGAUGGCACGUGGUCUGCUUCACGACCUCGCUGCGUACGUCCUUCAGUCGGGCAAAAUAUGUGCCGUAAUCCAGGAACCAUAUCCAAUGGUCAGCGACUAAAUACUGAUGGCAGUCCCUCUGUCGGGACAGAAAGGUAUAACUCUGGACAGUCUGUAGUAUACACUUGUUUUUCUGGAUAUGCCCUUGAAGGAUCCAGUAUACUGUCUUGUUUGUCGUCUGGACAGUGGUCUAGUGCCAGGCCUUAUUGCAGACUCAUUAGCAGCCCUCCUACUACGACCAGUACUGAGAGCCCCAGAUCUGAUUUAGUUUUCUGCCCCGAUCCUGGGACAGAUCCUAAUGGGGAACGAGAGAUUCCUGUAUCUGUGGAUCGCCGAACAAAUACUUUUCCCCAAGGCAGCCAGCUCAGUUAUUCCUGCAAAGAUGGUUACGAAUUACAAGGGGAAGAAUUUCUGUUCUGUUUACUGACUGGAGAAUGGUCUUCUUCCGCUCCAACAUGUGAGCAGAUACCUCGUUCAUCAGGUUCCGAUGGUGAAUUGGUAUACUGUGAAAAUCCUGGCCCAAUUUCCAAUGGACGUGCGGUUAUGUUCUCUGAUCUAGACGCACGCCAAAGACCAGAAGAAUUGACUGAUCCAGAAUAUCCAGAAGGAACUCGCAUCAGAUAUUCCUGCGAAGAAGGAUUUCUUCUGCGAGGAGCAUCUACUCUGCUAUGUGAAGACACUGGAUUUUGGUCUGCGGACCCUCCUUCCUGCUUUGGAGACUGUGGGCGUAAUUUUCUAGAAACUACUCGUCGCAUCCUCCACGGUACAAAGACAGUUGCAGGAGAAUGGCCCUGGACGGUAGCUGUUGCGGCUGAAAGGAAUGGUGCUCCUCUGUUAAUUUGCGGGGGCGCUCUGUUAAAUAGAAGAACAGUUCUAACAGCAGCCCACUGUUUGGAUAGCUCAAGGCGAUUCAUUCUGUACUUCGGCAAAUACUAUCGCAGAAAUAGUGAAGAUGAUCCUGAAGUUGUCAACAGAACGAGUACCCAAGUAAUCAUUCAUCCUAACUACGAUAAUGAGACUUAUGACUCGGACAUUGCAGUUAUAAGAUUUAAUCCCAGCAUUGCUUUUACGGACAGAAUCCAGCCUAUCUGCCUUCCUACACCGGAAAGUACAGCAGCUAAUUUAGUUAGUGGAAAAAGAGGAUUUGUGACAGGUUGGGGACUUACCGAAAAAUUCCUUCCCUCUGAUGAGCUUUUAAUGGCUAAUCUGCCCGUACUUUCCAAUGAUGCUUGUAUGGACGCCUAUGCAAAUCAAAAUCUUCCUGUACAGAUCCGAAAUGGCAUGUUCUGCGCAGGAUUCGAAGAAGGUCGUUCAAGUGUCUGUACAGGAGACAGUGGAUCUCCAAUGGUAUUUUAUGACGGAAGAAGCACAAGGUACAUUAUUGAAGGACUUGUGAGUUUCGGUGUAAGUGGACAAUGCGGAUUGCCUGGUAGAUAUACAGUAUUCACAAGGGUUUCAGAGUUUUUACCCUGGAUAAUUAGACAGAUGGCUUCUUAAAGAAAGCUAUUACUAAGACUCAAACAAAUUUCAUAUUCCUUGACACAUGCGAGAUAUUAUUUAUGAGUAACUGUGUAAAAUGGGCAUUAUUAAUGUAUAGAGCACAGAUUAUUCGUUCAAACUCAUGCAGACAUUUCUAAUCAUAAAUAACAUUUUAAAUUAUUAUUACUAUACUAUAUGCUAUUUUAAAGAUAACGAUUAAAUAUACACUUAGUUGUAUAGUAUGUACUGUACGUAAGUCAAUAACCAUGUUAAUCAAACAAGAAAUCGAAGUUAAUGAUUAAAAAAAUCAUCUUCAGACUGAUGUCAUUUCGAGUGUGAUGUAUUAUCUUAAACCAAAUUAUAAGUUAAAAAAAAUCAUUUAUUUUUUCAGUCAUACCUCUUCCGCAGCUUUAAAUAUUUCUUAACUAUAUUAACAGCUAUAGCUUUUUUGAUCAGAAUUUGAAUUGAACUCAUUUUACAAUUUAGUUUAAUUCAAAUUUAAGAAUAGCACUUUUCGGCAGAGUUUAUAAAUUAAUCAUUUGAUGUAAUUUCAAUAGUGCAUGAAAUAUUUUUAACGUAUAAUUAUAAAUAAUUUAAUAUGUAAUUAUGUAUUUAAGUAACGGCUAUGAAUUUCUAUUUCUUCUUUUUGUUACUACACAGAAAAGCCCCUUAAAUUAUUAUUUGAAGAACAGUUUUUUAAAUCUUUCUAGUCCUUUAUUCGAAUUUCGUAUAAAUACAUAUUUCAAAAUAUGUGAUCAUAUUUAUUUGAAUAUAUAAUUAUUAAUUAUUAAUGGUGUUAUGAUAUGUGAUUUUAAUUAUUUCACAAUAUGUGACCAUACAUAUUUCAUAAUAUGUGAUCAUAUUUUUAUAAUAUAUAAUUAUUAAAUUAUUAAUGGUUCAUGAUAUGUGAUUUUAAUUAUUUCACAAUAUGUGAUCAUACCUAUUUCAUAAUAUGUGAUCAUUAUUUCAUAAUAUGUCAUCAAUAUAAUCUAUAAUAUGUGAUCAUAAUUAUCAGAAUACUUAGUGCUUUUGUAUAUUAUUUAUUGGAUAAUGAUUAAACCUGUUACUAGUUUUUA
Molecule: messenger RNA, 3083 nt
Organism: Stegodyphus dumicola
Lineage: Eukaryota; Metazoa; Arthropoda; Arachnida; Araneae; Eresidae
Product: clotting factor C-like
Biological process (GO): proteolysis
Molecular function (GO): serine-type endopeptidase activity
Source: RefSeq, a predicted model, not a curated record